AUGGCAUACCUUCAGGUAGUGCUCGGCUUGGGUGCCGUAUCGAUUUUGCUGUGGCAGCUCAGCAGAAUCGGGCGACGGCCGAGCAACUAUCCUCCUGGGCCGCCAACUUUGCCUUUGAUCGGAAACCUUCACCAAAUGCCCACAAAGAAUGCCCACCUGCAGUUUCAGAAAUGGGCGCAGGAAUAUGGACCCGUGUACUCGCUCAUGCUGGGAACCAAAGUAGCGAUUGUCCUAUCAUCAGAUGUGGCCGUCAAGGAUCUCUUAGACAAGCGUAGUUCAAUCUACUCGGGGAGGCCAGAGCUCUACAUGGGUCAGGAAAUCAUGAGUGGCGGGUAUCGACCACUCUUCAUGGGAAAUAAUUCUGUGUGGAAAAUGACCCGAAAGCUUGCGCAUGGCGUUCUCAGUGUUAAGGUCUCUCGGACUUAUGUGCCGUAUCAGGAUCUCGAGGUGAAAGCCAUGUUGAUGGGCUUACUUGAGACGCCAGGAGAGUUUUUAAACCAUAUCCGUCGAUAUACAACCUCUUUGACCACGCAGAUGGCUUUCGGUUACCGGACUCCAGAAAGCGACGACAAGAAUUUACUGGAGAUGUUCGAAAACUUCGAAGAGCUGUCAAAGCUGACCGGAAGUCAGUCUGCCGCCAUCCUCGAUUUAUAUCCCAUCGCAAGACUGUUACCCGACUUUCUCCUCCCCGUCAGGCGGUUGGGGAAGGGAUACUACAAAAGAGAGAAGGAACUGUUUAUGAAACACUUUAUAAAUGCUCGGAACCAGUUGAAGAGCGGGACGGCAAAGCCAUGCUGCGCCAUUGAUCUUCUUCGCGCGCAAAAGGAGUAUGGGUUUUCCGAUGAGCUUGGCUGUUACUUGAGCGGCUCUCUCUUGCAAGCUGGCUCCGAAACGACGGCCAUCAUAUUGAUCGGCUUCUUCCAGGCGAUGCUCGUCUUUCCCGAGGUUGCGAAAGAAGCUCAAGCGGAGAUUGAUCGUAUCUGCGGAGACCGCAUGCCUGAUCUCAACGACUUUCUAGAUUUGCCUUAUAUCCGCGCCUGUAUGAAGGAAAGCUUGCGCUGGAUGCCUGCUACUGCUCUGGGAGUCCCCCAUGCUGUAAUCCAAGACGAUUCAUAUAUGGGCUAUCACAUCCCCAAAGAUGCUGGGAUUAUAAUGAAUGUUUGGGCGAUUCAUAAUGAUCCGAAGCGACACCCUGAUCCACGAAGAUAUAAUCCUGCUCGCUGGGCGGGCGACAACCAAAACUCUGCACAAGCAGCCGUCAACCCUGAUCCAUCCAAGCGCGACCACUUUGUCUUCGGCGCCGGCCGAAGACUGUGUCAAGGAAUGCACAUUGCCGACCGGUCGCUCUUCUUGGCCAUCGCUUGUACGCUCUGGGCGUUUGACCUGAAGCGACAGGUGGACAAGCAAACGGGACACGAGAUCAUUCCCGACGUGGACAACAUCAAAGACGGCAUUUUUAUAUCUCCUAUGCCUUUCGUGGCUGAUAUUGUUCCCAGGAGCGAGAGUAGGGCUGCAGCAGUCAAAGAAGAAUGGGGCAAAGUGGCCGGAUUGCUGGAUGAGCAUAUGCAGUGGAAGACUGUCCCGGAAGGUCUCAAGUGGAAAGACUAUGAGCCUCUGGAUGAUGAGAAUGAGGACCUACUACAGUCCCUUUCUUGA
Messenger RNA from Trichoderma citrinoviride, 1656 nucleotides. RefSeq names its product cytochrome P450. Gene Ontology annotation, molecular function: monooxygenase activity; oxidoreductase activity, acting on paired donors, with incorporation or reduction of molecular oxygen; heme binding. The transcript has 7 exons. The coding region runs from base 1 to 1656 and encodes 551 amino acids. The record is from RefSeq and is a predicted model, not a curated record. NCBI's taxonomy places the organism in Eukaryota, Fungi, Ascomycota, Sordariomycetes, Hypocreales, Hypocreaceae.